Salmo salar (Atlantic salmon) is the source of this 5948-nucleotide messenger RNA. NCBI's taxonomy places the organism in Eukaryota, Metazoa, Chordata, Actinopteri, Salmoniformes, Salmonidae. The record is from RefSeq and is a predicted model, not a curated record.
UCGUCAUCAGACGCCGUAGGGUUGGAAUGCCUCUGUGGGAGAUUCAGAACAACUCGACAAAACAUUUAUUACAACUGGGAUAUGUUUCUUUCAUGUAUAACAAUCACGUCCCGACGCUUCGACAGACUGAGUUGUCUUUCCUUGGACUAGGAGACUAAAUCAGAGAGAGAGACAGAGUGGUGUGAAUGCUGCUAAGUCGAAUUUGCUUUCAACUAUUUAUUGAAGUGUAGAAAUUCAUAUGGACCUGAAGGUUAGAUGGCAGGUAGCGUCCAACAUGAUGUUAUAUCGCUCGUUUGAACCAUGGAGUAGUCCAACGGGCAACGUUAUAACGUGAGUCCUGAAUCUCUGGGUGUUUUGGGCAAGCUAUCCAAGUUUGCUACAUUCUGUGUCGCUAGCUAACAACUUGUGAUUGUGUGCUGCUGGAAGCAAGAAAUGUAAGUGAAAAAUACCUGCGUCUUCUCCACACAAGGCAGAUGAAACACUGAAGAUGAAUCCGCUAAUAACACAAAGAAAUGUAAAGUCUGGGUGCAUCUUCAAUCCCUAAGUUACCAGGAAGGUAGUCUAGUCUUCAGUGCUGGAAGAUAGCCACUGUUAGCCAUAACUAUAGACAAGGGGAGAAGUAAAUGAUCAUUGUAAAUCGCCCACAUGCGCUGGAUCAGUCGUCGGCUUGGGGAAAGGAAUCAGAAGGUGGUGGACGUGUUGAGCGCUGAACCCUUCCUGGCUGGAGGAAGAUGGCGCAGCCCUUCAAUUGGAAGUAGUGGUGAGAGGAGUGAAACUUCCUCGGGGCUCGUUGGAUUUACUAGACAUCUCGACCCUGAUCGGAGGACACAUGCAGGCCAGAAAACGGUAUUUAAUUCUGUUGUCCGCCGGUGCGUGUCUCAUUCUGUUGUUGUACUUCGGAGGGGUUCAAGCCCCGUUAUCCAGAAGCAACAACCGGCGUGAUGACCGCAGCCUCCAUGGAUACCACGGGAGACCUCAGUGGCCCCACUUCUCGGGGUCCCUGCAGCCGUUCAGCCCCUGGGACCAAAUGGAGACCGAGGAGUACAACGUUAACAGAUCGCCACGACAGAAGAGGGAUGUUAUUUCGGGAGUUUAUAAAGGGAAACGUUGCCGGAUGGACUCUUGCUUUGAUUUUUCCUUGUGCAAAACCAACGGAUUUAAAGUCUACGUUUACCCGCAACAGAAAGGAGAGAAGAUGUCGGAGAGUUAUCGGAAUAUUUUAUCUUCCAUUGAGGCUUCCAGGUUCUAUACGUCUGACCCGGGACAGGCUUGUCUGUUCGUCCUGAGUUUGGACACUCUAGACAGGGACAUUCUGUCUCCACAGUAUGUUCACAACCUCAGAACUAAAGUCCAGAACUUGCAUCUGUGGAAUAACGGAAAGAAUCACCUCAUUUUCAACCUCUAUUCGGGAACUUGGCCCGACUACACGGAAGAUCUGGGCUUCGACUUUGGGCAGGCCAUGUUAGCCAAGGCAAGCAUCAGCACAGAGAACUUCAGACCCAAUUUCGAUGUCUCCAUCCCUCUUUUUGGUAAAGAGCACCCCAGGACCGGAGGAGAGAGGGGCUAUUUAAAAUAUAACUCUAUCCCACCGUACAGGAAAUACAUGCUUGUGUUCAAGGGGAAACGAUACCUCACUGGAAUCGGAUCAGACACGAGGAAUGCGUUAUAUCAUGUCCAUAACUCUGAGGAUGUGGUGCUGCUCACCACGUGUAAACACGGGAAAGACUGGCAGAAGCACAAGGAUGCCCGCUGUGACCGCGACAACGCCGAAUAUGACAAACAUGAUUACAGAGAGAUGCUUCACAACUCUACCUUCUGCCUGGUUCCCAGGGGACGACGUCUGGGAUCCUUCCGCUUCCUGGAAGCACUGCAGGCAGCCUGCGUACCUGUGAUACUCAGUAACGGCUGGGAGAUGCCCUUCUCUGAGAUCAUCGGCUGGAACACAGCAGCUGUGAUCGGGGACGAACGACUGCUACUGCAGAUUCCGUCUACGGUCCGUUCCAUUCACCAGGACAACAUCUUGUCUCUCAGACAGCAGACCCAGUUCCUGUGGGAGGCCUACUUCUCUUCUGUAGAGAGGCUAGUACUCACAACACUAGAGAUCAUCCAUGACCGGGUGCUCCAACAUGCAGCCCGUAGUAACCUGAUGUGGAACAGUCUUCCUGGAGGUCUCUACUCCCUGCCUCAGUACUCCUCAUACCUGGGAGACUUCCCUUUCCACUAUGCCAAGCUAGGUAUCAAGCCUCGUCCCAAGUUCACAGCGGUCAUCCAUGCUGUGACUCCCCUGGUCUCCCAGUCUCAGCCCAUCCUGAAGCUACUGGUGGCUGUCGCUAAGUCCCAGUACUGUGUCCAGGUGAUAGUCCUAUGGAACUGUGACAAGCCUCUCCCGGCCAAACACCGCUGGCCAGCCACCUCAGUACCUGUCCUGGUCAUAGAUGGGGAGAGCAAGGUGAUGAGCAGUCGUUUCCUGCCCUAUGACACAAUAUCAACAGACGCUGUUCUGAGUCUGGACGAGGAUACAGUUCUCUCUACUACUGAGGUGGACUUUGCUUUCACGGUGUGGCAGAGUUUCCCAGAGAGGAUUGUGGGAUACCCGGCCAGGAGUCAUUUCUGGGACAGCAACAAGGAGAGGUGGGGUUACACCUCCAAGUGGACCAACGACUACUCUAUGGUCCUGACAGGAGCUGCAAUAUACCACAGAUAUUACCACUACCUGUACACGAGUUACCUGCCGGCUAGUCUGAGGGGCCUGGUGGACCAGCUGUCUAACUGUGAAGACAUCCUGAUGAACUUCCUGGUGUCAGCCGUCACCAAGCUGCCGCCCAUCAAGGUCACCCAGAAGAAACAGUACAAAGAGACUAUGAUGGUACAGACCUCCAGAGCGUCUCGGUGGGCCGACCCAGACCACUUUGCCCAGCGACAGAGCUGCAUGAAUAAGUUUGCCAGCUGGUUUGGCAGCAUGCCCCUGGUGCACUCUAAUAUGCGCCUGGACCCGGUGUUGUUUAAAGACCAGGUGUCCAUACUGAGGAAGAAAUACAAGGACAUAGAGAGACUAUAACCAGCCUGAUCCCCUCUGUCUCCAUACUGAGGAAGAAAUACAAGGACAUAGAGAGACUAGAACCAGCCUGAUCCCCUCUGUCUCCAUGCUGGAGUGGAGAGAGACUAGAACCAGCCUGAUCCCCUCUGUCUCCAUGGUGGAGUGGAGAGGGACAGAGAGAGACUAUAACCAGCCUGAUCCUCUCUGUCUCCAUGGUGGAGUGGAGAGAGACUAGAACCAGCCUGAUCCCCUCUGUCUCCAUGGUGGAGUGGAGAGAGACUAGAACCAGAGAGAAGGGAUGAACAGGGGAAGAAACGAGAGGAGGAGAGGAGGAGAGGACAGGGCUGUGGAGCCAGGACCCCACGGUCGACCCUCCCAGAGUGAAGGGAAGAACAGAGAGGAGGAGAGGACAGGGCUGUGGAGCCAGGACCCCACGGUCGACCCUCCCAGAGUGAAGGGAAGAACAGAGAGGAGGAGAGGACAGGGCUGUGGAGCCAGGACCCCACGGUCGACCCUCCCAGAGUGAAGGGAAGAACAGAGAGGAGGAGAGGACAGGGCUGCGUCUUCCACUCUCCAUCUUUGUACGCUGUUGCUAACGGUGGUAACCGUGACAACCCCGGCUGUAUUUGGUAGGAGCUGUACACAGACAGAAAACUAGUUCAUGGACGUCUGGGGGGGACUUUGUUGUAGAACUUUCUACAUGACUAUGGACAGAGGAGGUCCAUGACUGAGGAAGUCUCCUCAGAGCCAACACAACGCCGUUCUAGUCAAGGAGAGUCCAUGCUGCAGUCCUAACUAUGGUCUACCAGUAAACCGUCUAGCAGUGGGAAAUCUCUCCCACCCUUCUCCAACCUGAUAAAACCCUACAAUGAAAGCCAAGGAGGAGUAAUUCUUUACUUAUAGAAGCUAACCAUCUGUUCUGUUCGGUUCUAAACACUAUGCACAGGUUCAACAGAAUUGCUGCCAGAAUCUGAAAAGUACUAUUUUGCUGUGUUUUUAGUUAGCUUUUAUAGUGAACGAUGAAUGGUCGGCCUUACUGUCUGUACUGUGUCCAGCCUUGGGUGGGUGAGGAGGGUAGGGGGUCUGUGUUUUCCUGCUGUAAAAGGCUAAGGGUACAGAGAUCAACCCACAGAACUGACAGUUCACUGUAUCUCCAGGUAUGACUAACGUUAUGGUUGUUGUGAUCUGGUUGUGAUCUCUCACAAAAAAAUAUCUUUGAGUGUCUGACUGAAGUACAAUGAAUCUUGCCCUUUGCCCUCAUCAUCCUUAUCCCUUAUAGCAAUAUUGAUCCAUCUGCAUUGAAAGGUUUUAACAGUUGAGUUUCAUAUUGAUCCAUCUGCAUUGAAAGGUUUUAACAGUUGAGUUUCAUAUUGAUCCAUCUGCAUUGACAGGUUUUAACAGUUGAGUUUCAUAUUGAUCCAUCUGCAUUGAAAGGUUUUAACAGUUGAGUUUCAUAUUGAUCCAUCUGCAUUGACAGGUUUUAACAGUUCCGUUUCAUGUUGAUCCAUCUGCAUUGAAAGGUUUAACAGUUGAGUUUCAUAUUGAUCCAUCUGCAUUGAAAGGUUUUAACAGUUGAGUUUCAUAUUGAUCCAUCUGCAUUGAAAGGUUUUAACAGUUGAGUUUCAUAUUGAUCCAUCUGCAUUGAAAGGUUUUAACAGUUGAGUUUCAUAUUGAUCCAUCUGCAUUGACAGGUUUUAACAGUUCCGUUUCAUGUUGAUCCAUCUGCAUUGAAAGGUUUAACAGUUGAGUUUCAUAUUGAUCCAUCUGCAUUGAAAGGUUUUAACAGUUGAGUUUCAUGUUGAUCCAUCUGCAUUGACAGGUUUUAACAGUUGAGUUUCAUAUUGAUCCAUCUGCAUUGAAAGGUUUUAACAGUUGAGUUUCAUGUUGAUCCAUCUGCAUUGAAAGGUUUAGCAGUUGAGUUUCCCUUAUUUAUUCCCUGUUCCACGUUCUUCCCCUCACAAUUUAUUCCCUGUUCCACGUUCUUCCCCUCACAAUUUUUUCCCUGUUCCACGUUCUUCCCCUCACAAUUUAUUCCCUGUUCCACGUUCUCCCCCUCACAAUUUAUUCCCUGUUCCACGUUCUCCCCCUCAGAAUUUAUUCCCAGUUCCACGUUCUUCCCCUCACAAUUUAUUCCCUGUUCCACGUUCUUCCCCUCACAAUUUAUUCCCUGUUCCACGUUCUCCCCCUCACAAUUUAUUCCCUUUUCCACGUUCUCCCCCUCACAAUUUAUUCCCUUUUCCACAUUCUUCCCCUCACAAUUUAUUCCCUGUUCCACGUUCUUUCCCUCACAAUUAAUUCCGUUUCACGUUCUUCCCCUCACAAUUUAUUCCCUGUUCCACGUUCUUCCCCUCACAAUUUAUUCCCUGUUCCACGUUCUUCCCCUCACAAUUUAUUCCCUGUUCCACGUUCUUCCCCUCACAAUUUAUUCCCUGUUCCACGUUCUUCCCCUCACAAUUUAUUCCCUUUUCCACAUUCUUCGCCUCACAAUUUAUUCCCUUUUCCACGUUCUCCCCCUCACAAUUUAUUCCCUUUUCCACGUUCUUCCCCUCACAAUGUAUUCCCUGUUCCACGUUCUUUCCCUCACAAUUUAUUCCGUUUCACGUUCUUCCCCUCACAAUUUAUUCCCUGUUCCACGUUCUUCCCCUUAAAUUUAUUCCCUGUUCCACGUUCUUCCACUCACAAUUUAUUCCCUGUUCCACGUUCUCCCCCCUCACAAUUUAUUCCCUGUUCCACGUUCUUCCACUCACAAGACCCGGUGAACCACUAUGAUAACAAUAUAUACUAUCUAACACACCCUUUUAUGCAUAGACACAUACAUUUUACUUCUGGGUGGUCCCAGGAAUCGAACCCACUAUCAAAACUAACACCCAUAUCACCUGUUUUGACCAAUAAAGGCUCUUCUUUGACCAUC